AUGUUUCAGCUACUCCGUCGUUUCGUUUCAUUACCAAAACAAUCGAUUCGUUCGUUUCAUUCAUUCGAUGAAAUAACACCUGGAAAGUACAUCUCAACUCAUCUGCAGAAUGGUGUCGGUUCGCGAUAUGUUUGUCAACUGCAACGCUUGACGAUUCAAGUGUGUAAAGAAUUUCGUACAUCGUACGGCACACGAGAAUGGAUUGCUAAUGAUUUAACAGCAUUUGCUCGUCAACAUCCGUAUGUUGUUAUAUAUGUUCAACCACGUCGUCACCGAGCACCAAAUCUAAUCGGAGAAUAUCUAAGUGGUGAUCGUCAAUGGAUUCCACUAUCAAAUUGUGAUCGACAGCAUGUGAAUUGGUGGAUACACAGUUUGUUGACACAACAAGGUGAUCCACAAUGGAGACUAUUAAAGAAAAUGCAUACGGAUUCACCGUCGACUCAAGGCAUAUGGACACCAUUUACAAAUAAACCAACUGAUCGAACAUUGCGAACAUAUCCCGACAACGAUCUGACUGAAAUGGAAUUUCCACAAGUAACAGCAACGCAACAAAUUCAAGAAUUAUUCGAACAACAAAAAGCUAGAUAA
Molecule: messenger RNA, 588 nt
Organism: Adineta ricciae
Lineage: Eukaryota; Metazoa; Rotifera; Eurotatoria; Adinetida; Adinetidae
Source: the annotation of a GenBank genome assembly